AUGAGAUCAUCACCUAGAAGUAUACUGAAACAUGUUGGUACAAGAUUAAAAAUUCAUAUAACUUUGUGUUUGCUAGUUUUAUGUGUUAAUGUAAUCCAACAGAGGAUACAUAAUGUAGUGGUAGGAUAUUCUGUGAAGAAGAACUUUUUUAUAGGUCCAAAUGGAAUACAUCCAAAAGUUACGAAAAAAAGAUUUUUCUUCAGAAGUGCAAAAAAUGGAGAAAAAAUAGAACACCAUGUAGGGGAUGUAAACCUUUCAAGCGAAACUUUUUUUCCUAAUGUAGAAGUUAAAGAACCCAUGCCUAUAAUGAGUAGUAGUGAUGAUGAUAAAAACAGUUGUGAAUCAGAUAGGAACAACACACAAGACAAGAACAAAUUCGCAGAUAUUCCAGAAAUAAAUGAGAAAAUUGUAAACUUCUUAUCUAGCAAAGGCAUAAAGCACAUGACGAAAAUUCAGAUGCAGAGCUUUAGGCCCAUAUAUGAUGGGAGAGACAUAAUAGGAAGAUCCGAAACGGGUUCUGGAAAAACGCUAGCUUUUGCCAUACCGUUAGUGGAGAAAUUACAUAAAUUAAAAAUGAAAAACAUGGGAAGUACUACCAGUUCAAAUACCCACUUAACAAAUAGAUCAUUUAGUAGUAAUUCCUAUGAAGGAGAUGAAAAUAAGGAUCCAUCCAUAUUAGUACUAGAACCAACAAGAGAAUUGUCGAAACAAGUAGAAAACACGUUUAAAGAAAUAAGUCAAUUUUAUAAUUUUAAUAUUAUGUCCAUAUAUGGAGGAGAGAGUUAUGUAUAUCAAGAAAAUAAAUUAAGAAAAGGAAUUGAAAUAUUAACAGGAACACCUGGUCGUAUAAUAGAUCAUUUAGAAAAAAAAAAUUUAUCCCUUAAAAAUAUAAAAUUUUUAGUUUUAGAUGAAGCUGAUGAAAUGUUAAAUUUGGGGUUUACCCACGAUUUAGAAAGAAUAUUAGGUUAUAUAAAUUUAAAAGAUGCUCAAAUAUUACUCUACUCUGCAACUACUCCUUCGUGGAUUAAAGAUAUUUCAUCAAAAUACAUGAAGAACCCCUUUUUUAUUGAUGUUGUUGAUUCGACUAAUAAGACUUCUAAAAAUAUUAAACACAUUGCAAUAAAAACUCCAUAUGAUAUAAAAGAAAAGGCAUUACUACUGGAGGACAUUAUAUUAGUUAAAUCGAAUGGAGGUCAAGUAAUUAUUUUUACAAGAACCAAGUUAGAAGCGGAUAUUUUAUGUUCUGAGGGAUCUUUUAAAUCUCUUUCUUUUUCAGUACUACAUGGUAAUAUAGCCCAAACUACUAGAGAACAUACAAUGCAAAGAUUUCGACAAGGAAUGUUUCAAAUUUUGAUUGCUACAGAUAUUGCUGCCAGAGGGUUAGAUAUAAGCAAUGUCGAUUUGGUUGUUCAAUGUUUCCCACCGAAUUAUGCUGAAAUUUAUAUUCAUAGAUCAGGAAGAACUGGAAGAGCAAAUAAGAAAGGAGUAUCUGUUGUAUUAUUUUCAAAUGAAGAUAAGCAAGAUUUAAUUAAAAUUGAAAAAAAUUGUGGAAUAAAAUUUUCCAUUGAACAGUUACCAAACAAUGAAGAUGUUUUUACUUGUGCUUCAAACAUUGCAUCUAAAAAAAUUCAAAAUGUGAAUGAAGAUGUAUUACCUUUUUUUCAUAAAACUGCAAAUGAAUUGGUAGAAAAAUAUAAUAAUUUACAUAUAGACCAUACAGAAUUAGUAGCUAGAUGUCUAGCCCUUAUUUCCAAAAAGGAACAUGUCAAAAAAAGAUCUCUAAUUAAUGGACUCUCAGAAACCCUUACCCUAAGUUUUAUAAAUAAAAAUAGAAAAUGGAAAAACGAAGAUGAUAUUAUUUACUGGGUAAAUAAAAUAUCAAACGAUUUGAAUAUUAACACCUUUAACAAAAUCUUACAAAUCAAAAUUGAUACAAAAGAUAGAUUUUCAUCCUACUUUGAUAUGAAUGAAAACUUAGCACAAUUAUUUAUUGAAAAUUUUAACAACAUGUCCAAGAUAGACCAUAGGAACAUGUUCGAUUUGUCUGUUGCUCACAGUAUUCCAAAACAUGUUGACUUAUCAUCAGAUUUCCUCUCCAACAACAAGUAUCACCAGAGGAAGAGGUACUCUCCCAGGAGGUAUACCUACUACUGA
This is a messenger RNA of Plasmodium gonderi, 2154 nucleotides long. RefSeq names its product ATP-dependent helicase. The record is from RefSeq and is a predicted model, not a curated record. Gene Ontology annotation, molecular function: RNA binding; ATP binding; helicase activity. Bases 1 to 2154 code for a protein of 717 amino acids. The transcript has a single exon. Lineage: Eukaryota; Apicomplexa; Aconoidasida; Haemosporida; Plasmodiidae.